ACGCCCCGUCACCCAUCCCCGUCGCAAAAGGUGUAGCCAGAGCCGCCCAGCAUGUCUUCCAAAGCCAUCCGCGAAUACGACGCAAAGCUGCUCCUCGCCUACUGGCUCCCCCGCAGCCCCUCCGUCUCCUCCGAGCCGCUCGCGACGCAGUUCAGCUACCCCGAGCCGCGCGUCGCCCAGAUCUCCUGGGACCCCGACACCAACACCCUCACGCCCGAGAACCAGCUCCCCGGCUGGGUCUCGUCGACCAAGCUCGUCGCCAAGCCCGACCAGCUCAUCAAGCGCCGUGGCAAGGCGGGCCUCCUCGCGCUCAACAAGGACUGGCCCGAGGCAAGGCACUGGAUCGAGCAGCGCGCGGGCAAGCCCCAGAGGGUCGAGAGCACCGUCGGCACGCUCAACACCUUCAUUGUCGAACCCUUCCUCCCCCACCCUUCCAACACCGAAUUCUACAUCUGCAUCACCUCCUCCCGCGAUGAGGACACCAUCCUCUUCACCCACGAGGGCGGCGUCGACAUCGGCGACGUCGACGCCAAGGCCCUCCGCCUCUCCGUCCCCAUCCUCAAGCCCUUCCCCUCGCGCGCCGAGGUCGAGGCCGCGCUCCUCCCGCACGUCCCCGCCGCCAAGAAGGCGACGCUCGUCGACUUUAUCGUCCGCCUCUACUCCGUCUACGUCGACCUCCACUUUGCGUACCUCGAGAUCAACCCGCUCGUGGUGCUCGACGGCGAGAACGGCAAGGAGCCGCAGGUGCAGUACCUCGACAUGGCCGCGAAGCUCGACCAGACCGCCGAGAGCAUCUGCGGGCCCAAGUGGAGCAUCGCGCGCGACCUGAGCGUGUACGACGGCGGCGCCAAGGGCAGCGCCGCGAGCUCCGGCAGCAAGGUCAACGCCGACCGCGGCCCGCCGAUGGUCUGGCCCGCGCCGUUCGGCCGCGACCUCACCAAGGAGGAGGCGUACAUCCAGAAGCUCGACGCCUCGACCGGCGCGUCGCUCAAGCUCACCGUGCUCAACCCGAACGGCCGUAUCUGGACGAUGGUCGCCGGCGGCGGCGCCUCGGUCGUCUACUCGGACGCGAUCGCCGCGCACGGCUUCGCGCACGAGCUCGCGAACUACGGCGAGUACUCCGGCGCGCCCUCGGAGGGCCAGACGUACGAGUACGCGAAGACGAUCCUCGACCUCAUCACGCGCGGCGAGGUGCGCAAGGACGGCAAGAUCCUCAUCAUCGGCGGCGGCAUCGCCAACUUUACCAACGUCGCCGCCACCUUCAAGGGCAUCAUCCGCGCGCUCAAGGAGUUCAAGCAGGGGCUCGUCAACCACGGCGUGAAGAUCUACGUGCGCCGCGGCGGGCCGAACUACCAGGAGGGGCUCAAGGCGAUGCGUCUCCUCGGCGAGAGCCUCGGCGUGCCGAUCCACGUCUUCGGCCCGGAGACGCACAUCACGGCGAUCGUCCCGCUCGCGCUGGGCGUGCCGCCGAAGGAGAAGAAGGGCGGCGCCGCGCAGCAGGUGCCCGUGUCGAUCCCGAGCACGCCGCCGCCGGCGCGGGGCGAGGUCGUGCAGGGCGAGGAGGGCGUCGGCGCGAUCCGCGCGGACGGCGAGCGCACGCAGGCGCAGGACCAGAUUGUGCGCUUUGAGAAUGUGGCGCACGGCGCGCGCCCGUGGUACCGGCCCUUCGAUGCGAGCACGCGCUCGUUCGUGUAUGGCCUGCAGCCCCGUGCGAUUCAGGGCAUGUUGGACUUUGACUAUUCGUGCGGGCGCGAGACGCCGAGUGUGGCGGCGAUGAUUUAUCCGUUUGGCGGGCACCAUAUUCAGAAGUUCUACUGGGGCACGAAGGAGACGCUGUUGCCGGUGUAUACGAGCGUUGAGGAGGCGGUGGCGAAGCACCCCGAUGUGGAUGUUGUGGUCAACUUUGCGUCGAGCCGGAGUGUGUACUCGAGCACGCUUGAUAUCCUCAAGCACUCGCAGAUCAAGGCUAUUGCUUUGAUUGCUGAGGGUGUCCCCGAGAGGCACGCCCGCGAGAUCCUGCACAUCGCCAAGGGCAAGGGCGUCCUCAUCAUCGGCCCCGCGACCGUCGGUGGCAUCAAGCCCGGCUGCUUCAGGAUCGGCAACUCUGGCGGUAUGAUGGACAACAUCAUCUCAUCCAAGCUGUACCGCCCCGGCUCCGUCGGCUACGUCUCCAAGUCGGGCGGUAUGUCGAACGAGCUGAACAACAUCCUCUCGUUGUACACGAACGGCACGUACGAGGGUAUCGCCAUCGGCGGCGACCGCUACCCCGGGACGACGUUCAUCGACCACCUGCUGCGCUACGAGACGGACCCCGAGUGCAAGAUGCUCGUCCUCCUGGGCGAGGUUGGCGGCGUCGAGGAGUACCGCGUCAUCGAGGCGGUGAAGAAGGGCCAGAUCAAGAAGCCGAUCAUCGCAUGGGCGAUCGGGACGUGCGCGAAGAUGUUCAGCACGGAGGUGCAGUUCGGGCACGCGGGGUCGCUCGCGAACUCGGACAUGGAGACGGCGGACGCGAAGAACCCCGCGAUGCGCGCGGCGGGCUUUAUCGUGCCGGACACGUUCGAGGAGCUGCCCGACGUGCUCGAGGAGACGUACAAGCAGCUCGUCGCGCAGGGCACGAUCGUGCCCAAGCCCGAGCGCGAGCCGCCCGUCAUCCCCAUGGACUACAAGUGGGCGCAGGAGCUCGGGCUUAUUCGGAAGCCUGCCGCGUUCAUCUCGACAAUCUCGGACGAGCGGGGCCAGGAGCUUAUGUACGCCGGUAUGCGCAUCUCGGAUGUGUUCAAGGAGAACAUCGGCCUCGGCGGUGUCGUCUCGCUUUUGUGGUUCAAGAGGCGUCUCCCCGAGUAUGCCACGAAGUUCAUCGAGAUGGUGCUCAUGCUUACCGCUGACCACGGCCCCGCCGUGUCCGGUGCGAUGAACACCAUUGUCGCCACUCGUGCCGGCAAGGACCUGAUCUCCUCGCUUGCCUCCGGUCUUUUGACCAUUGGUAGCCGAUUCGGUGGCGCCCUCGACGAGGCAGCCGCUAUGUUCUCGAGCGCGCGCGACCGUGGCCUCACGCCGCGUGAGUUCGUCGACGAGGCGCGGAAGCAGAACAAGCUGAUCAGCGGUAUUGGCCACAAGAUCAAGAGCGUCAACAACCCCGAUCUCCGUGUGCAGCUCGUCAAGGAGUACGUCCUCAAGAACUUCCCGGCGCACAGUCUGCUCGACUACGCCCUGGCUGUCGAGAAGGUGACGACCGCGAAGAAGGAUACCCUCAUCCUGAACGUCGACGGUUGCAUUGCCGUCUGCUUCGUCGAUCUCCUGCGCGAUUGCGGUGCCUUCAGCGCUGAGGAGGCUGAUGAGUACAUUAAGAUUGGUACUCUGAACGGUCUCUUCGUUCUCGGCCGCAGCAUCGGCUUCAUUGGCCACCACCUCGACCAGAAGCGCCUGCGCGCUCCCCUCUACCGCCACCCCGCGGACGACAUCUUCAUCAACAUGGCCGACGUUACGCAGCCGCGCGUGCUGGGCAAGAUGCAAUAGACGAUUCUCCUCAUCCUCAAUAUCAAUGCCAAUGUCAUGGGUUUGUGCUCCAUAUAGAGUUGUUGUUUUCUUUUGGAUUUGCGUCAAUGCUCUCGUCACGGACACCAGUAUCUACGUUGCUCUCUGUAAUCCUGUUUUCGCUAUCGC
Messenger RNA from Gloeophyllum trabeum ATCC 11539, 3663 nucleotides. Its product is annotated as ATP-citrate synthase. Gene Ontology annotation, biological process: acetyl-CoA biosynthetic process; fatty acid biosynthetic process; tricarboxylic acid cycle. Bases 52 to 3516 code for a protein of 1154 amino acids. The transcript has 8 exons. Gene Ontology annotation, molecular function: ATP citrate synthase activity. The record is from RefSeq and is a predicted model, not a curated record. Lineage: Eukaryota; Fungi; Basidiomycota; Agaricomycetes; Gloeophyllales; Gloeophyllaceae. Gene Ontology annotation, cellular component: cytosol.